CUUAAGUAAUGUGCCUAUGCUUAUCUAGCCCCUUUGUGCUUAAUCUACUUGCCUACUUACACUACCUAACCUACGUUUGUAAGUAGAUAAUAAAGAACUAAGUAGUUAAUUAAGUAUCUACAUGUAGUUAAUGUAAUUAGUAUUCUAAUUAUGUACCUACUCUAUGUUUAAAAUAGUUGAAAAAGGAGUAUGUUAAUUAAAUAAAGAAUUAAUUGCGAUUAAUGUUCGGUUUCACGGGGCCAAAUCAGUGCGAUUGUAAUGAGAGUGGAGUAGCUCGCCGCACGGCCGUGUGUCCGGACGUGUGGCUCGUCUCUGGUACAUACGUUUAUAAGAACUCGACUCGCCACUUAAGAGUAGUUAUAGAUUUAAUUAGUCUGAGAUUCCGUACGACUGCGUUGCUCAAGUCGCAGCAACAACCGCCGCGCCGGGGCAGCAGAGGUCACUGUCAGUUCCCGCAGGUCAUUGUCGUGUGAUCACAAUUGCUGAGGAUUUACUAUCUCACGAACCCGGAAGAUGAAGCUGCUACUACUGAUCAUAACAGUAUAUUCUGUAUCGUUUAUCAUAGCACAGGUACAGCAGCCAUCCCGCGCCAUUAGGAUAGUCGGCGACGAAUUCGUACUGGACGACAAGCCACUGCAGAUAGUGUCAGGCUCCUUGCAUUACUUCAGGGUUCCGGCCGAGUACUGGUCGGAUCGGCUGCGCAAGCUUAGGGCAGCUGGACUCAACGCUGUCUCCACUUAUGUGGAAUGGAGUUUCCACGAGCCCGAAGAGCGGAUGUAUAACUUCGAGGGAGACCGCGACCUCGUGAGGUUCAUCCAGCUCGCCGCUGCUGAGGAUCUCCAUGUGCUGCUCAGGCCUGGACCAUAUAUUUGCGCUGAACGGGACCUCGGUGGCUUACCGUACUGGCUUCUUGGAAAAUACCACAAUAUCAGUUUAAGAUCGACAGAUAAAGAUUUCAUCGAAGAAACUAAAAUAUGGAUGAAUAAACUUUUUACGCUGUUAACUCCACUGCUGUAUUCAAAUGGUGGUCCCAUAAUCUUAGUUCAGAUAGAAAAUGAAUACGGUAGUUAUAGCAGUGAUGUUAAAUACAAGGAUCAACUGUUCAAUAUAUUCAAAGAGCAUGUGGCGGAGGCCGCACUGCUGUAUACUACCGACGGUGGUUAUGCUGUGCGCGGUGGAGCCAUCAAGAAUACACUUACUACAAUCGAUUUCGGACCAGUCAAGGAUGCUUUGGAUGUCAGAGCGGCAUUUGCUCCACUGCGGCAAGUGAUGCCUACAGGGCCGCUGAUGAAUUCAGAGUUCUACUCCGGCUGGCUCACGCAUUGGGGUGAAUCCUUCCAAACGGGAUCAACCGAGGACAUAAUCAGCACUUUGCGGAGUUUACUGGAGAAGAAAGUAAACAUUAAUUUCUAUAUGUUCUUUGGAGGAAGUAACUUUGAAUUUUCCGCUGGUGCCAACUAUUUUGGAGUUUACAAACCUGAUAUAACGUCUUACGAUUAUGAUGCACCGAUUUCUGAAGCUGGUGAUUUGACACAGAAGUAUUAUGCUAUACGAGAUUUAUUGUAUGAGUUCAACAUUCUGCCUCCAGAAUCUUUGCAAGUUCCAGAUAACUGGCUUAAGGGCGCCUACGGUCCGUGGUCAGUGAAGAAAGAAUACGGAUUGCUCACCGCUAGAGGGCGCUCGACCUUAGGCAAGCCAUACAAUAAUGUGUCUGGUGGUAACUUGCCAACUUUUGAAUCUCUGAGACAGCGCAGUGGUUUCGUACUAUACGAAACUACUUUGAAUGAAGAUGGUCAAGGCUUACUCAAAAUUAAUUACCCACGAGAUCGAGUAUAUGUAUUUGUUAAUAAUGAUUUCGUUGGUAUAAUAAGUAGAAUGCACAAUAUACUUUCGUUGCCGAUCAGAAGUGAAGCAAACGCCACACUAUCGUUGCUUGUUGAAAACCAAGGGCGUAUUAAUUACGGAAAACAUAAGGACAUCCAUGAUUACAAGGGAAUACUCCGUCCUGUGUUAUACAAUAAUAUAACUUUGGAUCAAGAAUGGAAAAUAACAGGAUUUCCGUUAGAAGUCCUCCCUACAUCGGUUGCUACUGAGAGCGACCAGAAAGAAGCUACUUGGGGGCCGCUGCUAUUCGAAGGCACUUUUACUAUACCAAGUGGAUUGAACCCAUUGGACACAUAUUUAGAUACUACUGGAUGGGGAAAAGGAUAUAUUUGGGUGAACGGGCACAACCUUGGCAGGUACUGGCCAGACGUGGGCCCGCAGAUAACGCUGUACCUGCCUGGUGUGUGGCUCCUGCCUGCGCCUGCCAUCAACCGGAUUCAGAUCCUGGAGCUGGAGUCUGCCUCACCUUCGCGAGAGAUCAUAUCUAUCGGCUACCCAAUAUUAAACAGACCGACGAGGUCGCACACUGCGUCAGUGCGUUUUUAUAACUAAUUAUGAAGUAUGACUAUAAAUUUAGCAUGAUUACCUACUCUUUAGGUAUGGCGAAAACAAUUUAUAUAAUUUACUUAUGCAAAUUACAUAUUCUGCACAGUGUUAACAUAGAAAUCGUUUUUAUUUUCUUUUUCUACGUGAGAACAUAUUUUAUAAAUAAUUCUCAGAUAUUUUUCGCUUCAGAGACACAGGUCAGGUCAAUUUAAGUACAAUGAAUACCUAUGGGUAACUAUUUUAUUUUCAUAACACUGUAAAUUUAUUGUAAAAGUAUUGAAGUCAAUAUAAGAUGGUUACUUUUUGUUACGUUUUUAUUUGUAACGAGUAGUUGCUAGUGGCUUCGCCCUAUAUCUAUUCCAAAUUUUAUCAAAAUCGAUUUAGCUCUGAUAGCGUGACAGGCUUUCGCGUUUAUAAUAUUAGUAUGGAUGUAAAUGCAGACUACCUCGUUUAAGUGAAAACAACAAAAAGUUUUAAUAUGUUAUUCUAUCGUACAUAUGAAAAUCGUAAUCGUCGACGUAUUCUGGGUGAUUUGAUUAUGAUGUACAUAUCUGGGUAAAUUAUAUAACAUAACCGAGCUGUAGGAAAUCUAUUGUUCUACGACUUUUGUCUAAACGUAAUAAAUACAAAAAUGUUCCUUUUUUGAGUUUUAAUAUCGUUUCUAUAAAAGUUAUGUUCGAUUCCGCUACAUAACGCUACUGCGCUGUCUCGUGUUGCUUGGCUAUUUAUUACAUAGUGUUAAGAUGUGUAGAAUCGCAAAUUAGUUUUUUUUUAUAUGUAAUAUAAACUAUGAAUCACGAAAAGUCGUAGAAUAAAAGUUGCUUGUUUUGAUGUACCCAAGUAGUCUUAAAGAAGUUUUGCGUUUGAUACCAGUAACCCUGUAUAUGUCCUAAGAGUCAAAUGUCGAUCGAGGUAUAUCACUUAGAAUCUGAGAAAAUUAACAAUAAUAUUAUAAAUAGUAUUCUAAUGUUCGUAGAUAUAGGCGCCCAAUUUGUUUUGGCCAAUCAAUUAAGUAGUUAUAAGUUAAUUAGACGAAGAUUUUUUACUUUUCUAUGAGGCUUUUUAUAUUCUCUAGAGCUUAAAAUCUAAUUUUUGGUGGUUUACAUACCAACAUACCUAAUGUCAAACUUUACGAGAAGUGAAAAUACAUUCUGUUUAACCAUU
Molecule: messenger RNA, 3594 nt
Organism: Plodia interpunctella (Indianmeal moth)
Lineage: Eukaryota; Metazoa; Arthropoda; Insecta; Lepidoptera; Pyralidae
Gene: Ect3
Product: Ectoderm-expressed 3
Exons: 13
Coding region: 514-2436 (640 amino acids)
Biological process (GO): carbohydrate metabolic process
Cellular component (GO): vacuole
Molecular function (GO): beta-galactosidase activity
Source: RefSeq, a predicted model, not a curated record